CAAAAUUUUGUAGAUUCGUGACUUACAUAAUUUUGUCCAAUUUUCCCCCUAAAAUUGUAUAACAUAUUUUUUAGUUUUUUUUUUCCUAUAUAUAUAACCACACACAAUUAUAAAUGAGGAAGCAAGAGACCAAGAGUUUGAUUUGUAGCGUGAGAUAGUAAUAAGACAGUGAAGGGAGUGAGGUUGGUUGUUUUCGAAUCUCCAUGGAAGAGAAAGCAGCAAGAACAAUUGAAGGUCAACCCAUAAGAUGUAAAGCGGCGGUUGGAAGAGAACCAGGGGAGCCAUUGAUUAUUGAAGAGAUUAUUGUGGCGCCUCCAAUGGCACGUGAAGCAAGGAUUAAAGUUAUAUGCUCUUCUCUUUGUUACAGCGAUGUCACUUUUUGGAAGAUGAAGGACCCCCCUGCAAUUUGGCCAAGAAUUUUCGGUCAUGAGGCAAUUGGGAUUGUGGAGAGUGUAGGAGAGGAUGUGACUGAAGUUACCAAAGGAGACAUGGUUGUUCCAAUUUUCUUGCCAGAUUGUGGAGAGUGUGUGGAUUGCAAAUCAGAAAAGAGCAACCUGUGUUCAAAAUUCCCCUUCAAAGUAUCUCCAUGGAUGCCAAGAUAUGAUAGUAGCAGAUUCACUGAUCUCAAUGGACACAUCAUACACCAUUUCCUUUUUGUUUCAAGUUUUACUGAGUACACUGUCGUUGACAUUGCCAAUCUAACCAAGAUUCAUCCACUUGUUCCUCCAAACAAGGCAUGCCUCCUCAGUUGCGGCGUAUCGACCGGGGUAGGAGCUGCUUGGAAAGCAGCAAAAGUGGAACCAGGAUCAAGUGUAGCUAUUUUUGGACUAGGAAGCAUUGGAUUAGCAGUUGCUGAAGGAGCUAGACUUUGUGGAGCAACUAAGAUUAUAGGUGUAGAUGUCAACCCAGAUAAGUUUGAAAUUGGAAAAAAGUUUGGAGUCACUGACUUUAUUCAAGCUGGAGGAGACAAAUCUGUGAGCCAGGUUAUUAAAGAGAUGACUAGUGGAGGUGCAGACUAUUGCUUUGAAUGUGUUGGAAGGGCAUCAUUGGUCCUUGAAGCAUAUGCUUCUUGUAGAAAGGGUUGGGGUAAAACAGUUGUUUUAGGAGUGGACAAGCCAGGAUCUUGUUUGAGCCUGAACUCUAGUGAAGUCCUUUGUGAUGGGAAGAGUCUCAUUGGAGCCUUGUUUGGAGGACUCAAACCCAAAUCUCAUGUCCCUAUUCUCCUUAAGCGCUACAUGGACAAGGAGCCGGAUUGGGUGCUUUUUUUGAGGGGCCUCGUUUUCCUUUCGAGAUAAUUGUCAGCGGCCGAGUGGGGUAUUCACUCAGAAGAAUAAGGAACUGAAUUUGGAUGAGUUUAUAACACAUGAAGUGGACUUUAAGGACAUCAAUAAAGCUUUCGAUUUGCUGCUUAAAGGGGAGUGUCUCCGAUGUGUGAUUUGGAUGGAUAAAUAAUUACUUCAUUCUUUUAUGCACUUAUUAGCUUUCUUGCUUUCAUUUUCUGUUGAUAGGGGAAAAAAUACAUAUCCAACUUUGUAACUUGUUCAAUAAUAAAAUAACCCAUGCAUUGAUAAA
Molecule: messenger RNA, 1572 nt
Organism: Arachis stenosperma
Lineage: Eukaryota; Viridiplantae; Streptophyta; Magnoliopsida; Fabales; Fabaceae
Product: alcohol dehydrogenase-like 7
Exons: 11
Coding region: 204-1295 (363 amino acids)
Biological process (GO): formaldehyde catabolic process
Cellular component (GO): cytosol
Molecular function (GO): zinc ion binding; S-(hydroxymethyl)glutathione dehydrogenase [NAD(P)+] activity
Source: RefSeq, a predicted model, not a curated record